UCGCUGCAGAAGUGAAUGUUGUGAGCUCCCCAUGUGUUGGAUGUUCCCUCCUCCCACUAACAGCUCCGAGCUGCCUCUCCAGGAUCCUCUUUCCCUGCUCACAAUCUCCAGGGACCCAGUGUGGGAAGAACGGAUUUCCGCCCCUUCUCGGACCCACAAGUUUAUUUUCCCUGGUGCUGCCGCUAGCGCCGGGCUGUGAGGCGAUCUGUGGCCAGUGAGCCCGCUGCAAAACCCGCCCUGCCUGCAUUAGUACCCCGCUAGCAUGGAGACGGGGCGAGUCGGAGCCUUUUGGAGGAACCUUGAUUGGACUGUGCAGCGGCCGGACCGGGAAGGAUUUGCUGCUAGUCUCUUGGAAUAACCAUGGACAAAAGGAGAAGCAGCGAUUUGCGCACUGGCGCUGCCUACUGACCCAACUGCCCGCUCCCACUGCCAACUGCGCUGCUACAGGGUAAGGGAAUACUCCCGGCGAUAAAAUCGCUCCUCACCUAAGCGAACGCAGCGCAUGUUACACGCACAGUGAGUUGUCGCUAGUGGCCGCAGCAUAUCUGCUACAAAAAAAGUGUCUUCACCCUGAAUGCUGGAACGGAGGGCUAAGCGUUAUAUAAAGUUGAUUUGCCCUUAGAGCUGACAAUUGAAGCAGUUUGGAAGCUGGGCAAAACGCUACACAGGGAAAGGUGAUGCCCAGAUUUUGGCUUCUUCAGGUGCCAUGGCGAAAGCUGCUUUAGUAGAAGUGCUGGUGCUGCUCACUUGCACCCUGGCCCGGAGUGUGGAGCCCAAGUGCCUGGAGCCGUGUGACUGUCAGCACCAACAACAUGUCCUGUGCUCCAACAGAGGUCUCCUAUCUGUGCCCAAAUCCAGCCACAUGCUCAGCUCAAGUGCAACUAAAACCUUCAGUCUGGGAGGCAACUUUAUUGCCAAUAUCAGUGCCUUGGACUUUGUGCAGUUUCCCCAGCUGCAGAGACUGGACUUACAGUACAAUCGAAUUGGCUCCAUUCAUCCAAAGGCUUUUGAGAAGCUCACUGAGCUUGAAGAGCUGUACCUGGGCAACAAUCUGCUGGCCACCCUUGCCCCCGGUGCCUUGGCCCCCCUUAGGAAGCUUAAGGUUCUCAAUGUAAAUGGGAACCGGCUGCACAAUAUUAGCAGGGUCAGCUUUUCUAAUUUAGCGGCUCUGAUCAAGCUCAGGCUGGAUGGUAAUGACAUCCAGAACUUGCAGGGCUCCCCCUUCUCUGCCCUCAGCAAUCUGUUAUACUUACAUCUGGAGAACAACAAAAUAACCAACAUCAGUAAAAAUGCAUUUACAGGGCUGGGGAAGCUACGCCUGCUAAGUCUGUCUGGGAACCCACAGAGCUUCCUGCGCCAACCUACCUUCCUGCCCCUGCGAGCUCUUAGCACCCUUACAAUGGCUGGAAACCAACUGCAGCAGCUUGGACCCUCUCUGUUUAAUGGAUUACAGAGACUUUCCAGGCUUGUUCUAAGUUCAAACCAAAUUUCAGUGAUACAGACUAAAACUUUUUUGGGACUUGACUUGCUCCAAGAGUUGCAUUUGGAUGGGAACAAACUGGUUCAGCUUCCAGAGGGUGUCCUGGUGCCCCUGCACAAUUUGGAGGUGCUAAAUCUGAGCCGUAAUGCCAUUUCCCAUUUACAUCCAGAAACGUUUAAAGGACUAAUGAGGCUGAGGGUGCUAGAUCUGCAGCAUAACAUGCUGAGAUACCUCUCUGGGCAGACCUUUGCUGGGAAUCCUGUCCUCUAUCGCUUGCAGUUGGAUGGCAAUCGCUGGAGCUGUGACUGCCAGCUUUUGGAUCUUAAGCACUGGAUUCUGGGAACGCUGCACUCUAGGAGCCGCAUGCUUACAGUGUUUGUGCAGUGCUUUGAGCCUCAGAAAGUGGCAGGGAAGUAUUUGGACUAUCUGGAGGACUCAUAUUUAUGGGAUGUUGGAGGCUGUAGGAUAAGCACAACUCCUGCAGGUCAGGAACAGAUGAUGACCAGCACUUUAAGUGAUGGGAAUAUUGGGGUGCACCAGGCUAGAAAAGGAGAUAUAGACCUCAUAGUUGUCACUGGGGCAGAUAACCUUAGAGUGCAACCAAAGACUGAAGAGAAGUCUCUGCAGCUACCUACCCCCCCAUCAGAGGUUUCUCCUGCACUUGAAACAUUGGCAUUAAGGCAACAGGCCUUGGUCACGAAAUGGCCAUCAAGUACAAACAAGGACGGCACUGCUAAAAACCGUGGCUUAGAAACCUCAAGGAAGGGGAAAGGAAAGUCUGUAAAGAAUUCUGCAGAACAUUCACGCAAGCUGCAUCUUGUAGCCCAACCUGUCCAUCCCACACAGAGCAAAGUCAAGCAGGUGAGUGUUCUCAUCCCAGCUUCCAGUAACUUGCCACCUAACUCAGAAUCCAUGCACUCAGAAAAACCUGUCAGAUUGGACACUCCAUCUGUGGUACCAAACUUGGAAGAUGUGAGAUCGGUUUUCACUACAUUGCAACAUGAUGAUACCACUGACAAACCCAUUCACCAUGACAACCCUGCAACUAAGACCUUGCAUCUGAGCCACUCAGACACCUUACUACCUAACUAUAAUUCCUUCCAGCAGGCAGGUGAUCCCAUGCAUCCAGCUGCUGAGACUUUGCCCCAGGUUGCUCCUUUUCCAUCCUUGCUUUCUGACCCAUGUGAGUUCAACAAGUUGUAUUUGGUGAACCUGUCAGUGGAGUCUGUUGGCAGUAGCACAGCCCGGGUCCGCUGGCAGACUUUGAGUGCUCACACCCGAGGGCCUGUUUUAUUCCGAGUGCUGUAUGAGCGCUUUGGGCAGACAGGUCGAUUCCAGCGCUUUGUUUACCCACGUGGUAGGGUAGAAUCCCUAACUCUGCAAGAGCUGACUGGUGACACGCCAUAUCUGGUGUGUGUAGAGAGCAUUAUUGGCGGAAGAGCAUGUCCUAUGGCACCAAGGGACCACUGUGUAGGGCUUGUCACCCUACCAUCAGAAGAUGACCGACCUUUGCUUAAUUACCAAGUGUUGGCUUUAGCUCUGCUUGCUGUCAAUGCCCUGCUGCUUCUCUUGGGCUUGGUGGCUUGGGUAUCCAGGUUGGCUCACAGGAAGUGGGGCCGCAGGAGAGCCCCAGUGCAUGUUCGGCAGAUGUACUCCACCCGACGCCCCUAUAGGUCUGUGGGUACAGGGGUCUCUACUGAUUUCUCAGGUUUUCAGUCUCAUCGUCCCCGGACUACGGUUUGUGCACUGGGUGAAGCAGAUCUUAUUGAGUUUCCUGGCUGUGAUCGCUUUAGGGAAGGUGGCAACAUACACAGGGAAGAUCUGCUUCAGAGAUUUACAGAUUGACCCUUUACAUCAUUCCAUUCAGUGGCCAAAUGGUAACUAACCCAUGAAUUCCUCAUCUCUCUUUGCAUAUGUGAAUUACUGCAGAGUGAUAUGUCCUGGCUUGGAGCUAAGCACCGAUGCUUCAGUUGCGAGAUAAGGAUUUGAUUACUAUCAGGUACAGUGGCACAAUCACCAAUGGGAAGGCACACCCAAUGAUAGAACUCUAGUGUAUUUAGAGUGUUUGAAAAUCUGCUAAUGGAAAUAUGAUCUAAUUAACUAAUUGCAGAAUUAACUCUCCAGUUCAUUGCUGAGGAUGCUGGGAGUUGCAGUGCAGGAUCAACUGGAAAGGCGCUGGCUGAUUGUAUAUAGGAGCAAAACCUGAUGGAGAACAUGAAUUCUGUGUGGUUGCCAAAGCACUGAUGUGGGGAAUUUGCAUCUCAGUGUGACGACUGUCCCAGAUCUCUGUGGCAGCGACCUGAUUUAAUUAACUGCUCUUCAUUUCCAUGGUGAUAUUCUUUAACAUGUCAGUAAAUUGUCCAUAAUUUAUUUCUUGUUUAAAAAUGAUUGAUUUUUUUUACUUAAAGCAAGUGUUGGAAAGGUGCUAACUUUUACUGUCCGUUUGGGCUCCAAAGAAGUGAUGGAACAAGAUGUACUUAACAUGCCAUAAAAUAAACAAAGGAUUCCUCCAAUAACCCCCAAGUGCCUAUUUGCAGGCGUUUUAUGCACAUUUCCUAGGCAAUGUAGAAAUGCGCAAGUCUUUAUGCCUUCAGUGCCUUUGUUUAAUGUGUCUCCAACAAUCAGUGGUUUAUGAGAUUUACAAUGCCCCUCCUGUAAUGUCCCAACAUUUUUAUGUGUACAUGUACAUUUCCCAUGCUGUGUCUGAACUUCAUUACAAGUUGGGUUUUUUUUCAGCAAAAGGGGCAAGCAAUUUUCCUUUGCACUCCUCACUUCCUGGAAAGGGGAAAAUGAUUAGGGCAAUGGACAUGCAUUUCCUGGCCCAUAUAAAAGUAACAUGUGAUAUAUCUUUGUUCUAUAUUGGUGUGGAUUUUUUUUACUUUUGUGAUUGUUAUAUUCUUAUAUGCAAGACAAACUUGAAAAGUUGAAUUCAUUUUUCUAUAAAAAAUAUAAAAUUA
Molecule: messenger RNA, 4437 nt
Organism: Xenopus tropicalis (tropical clawed frog)
Lineage: Eukaryota; Metazoa; Chordata; Amphibia; Anura; Pipidae
Gene: tril
Product: TLR4 interactor with leucine-rich repeats
Exons: 1
Coding region: 707-3325 (872 amino acids)
Cellular component (GO): membrane
Source: RefSeq, a predicted model, not a curated record